This is a messenger RNA of Lachancea fermentati, 975 nucleotides long. The record is from the annotation of a GenBank genome assembly. NCBI's taxonomy places the organism in Eukaryota, Fungi, Ascomycota, Saccharomycetes, Saccharomycetales, Saccharomycetaceae.
AUGUAUCAAGAUAAGUCUAUGAGAGCAACAGUGGAACAUGCAAAACUAAUCAAGAUUGUGAUAGUGGGUGUUGGUAGCGUGGGUUCUGCUACCGCCUAUACUUUGAUUUUAAGUGGUAUUGUGAAUGAUUUGGUAUUAAUUGACGUAAAUAGGGAGAAAGCUGAGGGGGAGAGCAUGGACUUAAACCAUGCAGCACCCUCUUGGGCAAGCGCACGGGCAGGAAACUAUUCAGACUGUAAAGAUGCAGAUAUUGUUAUAAUAACCUGUGGGGUAAGCCAAACAAAUGGUCAGACAAGGAUGGAUCUGGCAGCGAAGAACACUGACAUCAUGCGGGACGUGGUUUCUAAUGUCGCCCAAAAUGCUCCAGAUACCAUCUUAUUAAUUGCCACAAACCCUGUCGAUGUCCUUACAUACGUUAGCUACGAGGCAUCAGGGUUUCCUCUUCACCGAGUGAUAGGAUCCGGUACGGUACUUGACACAGCUCGUUUUAAACACAUCCUUGGCAAUCACUUCAAGGUACCUUCUAAUACAGUCGAAGCCUGUGUAAUCGGAGAGCAUGGUGAUUCGAGUGUGGCUGCUUGGUCUUUAACAAACAUCAAAGGAAUGAAGCUUCGCGAAUAUUGCGAGAAGUCAAAUCAGAAGUUUGAUGAGGAGGCUUUUCAAAAAGUUUUCGAACAGACGCGCGAUGCUGCUUAUGAUAUCAUCAAGCGCAAGGGUUGUACUUCUUACGGAAUCGCGGCUGGACUGCUCCGCAUUGUGAGGGCAAUUUUAGCCAAUGAAGAUCAUGUUCUACCCGUUUCGACAGUGGGAGCUCAUUUUGGGAUUGACCAUGUGGCUUUGAGUGUACCUACUAAGCUCAACAGAGGCGGCGCGUAUCCGGCCGGUGCUUUAACCAUUAAUGAGCGAGAAAUGGAGCUGGCGAGAAAGUCUGCUGAGAAGAUUAAAUCUGUUUUAGACAAAGUGUUCAUCAAAUGA